Trichomonas vaginalis G3 is the source of this 945-nucleotide messenger RNA. Its product is annotated as protein serine/threonine kinase protein. Lineage: Eukaryota; Parabasalia; Trichomonadida; Trichomonadidae. Gene Ontology annotation, molecular function: protein kinase activity; ATP binding. Bases 1 to 945 code for a protein of 314 amino acids. Gene Ontology annotation, biological process: protein phosphorylation. The transcript has a single exon. The record is from RefSeq and is a predicted model, not a curated record.
AUGAACGCCCCAGAGAUUGACUUCUUCAAGGGGCAAAAUAUCGAGAUCGUUAACGUUAUUGGUGAGGGAGGGUUUGGUUCAGUUUUCUAUGUCUAUUCUCAUACUUAUAAAACAUAUUUUGCUUUAAAAAAGAUUCCUCAAGACAAGUUUAAGCAGGCCGAAAUCGACUGCUUAAUGACAAUCGAUGAUCCAUACAUUGUUCGCCUUUACAAGUAUUAUAAAUUCGAAGACAAUUACUACUUAUUGAUGGAAUAUUGUCCUAAUGAUCUUGAUCGUCUUUUGCAUGACAGAUCCAAGAUGUCCAACCCCAUUCUAAUCCAGAAGAUAGUAAGAGAUGUCAUCAUGGCCGUCAGAGCCUGCCAUAAUAUCAAGAUUGCUCAUUGCGACAUUAAACCGGCCAACUUUUUAAUUGACAAUUAUGGAAGAAUUAAGAUUUGUGAUUUCGGAAUGUCAACUUUUUGCACUCAAGAUAAGGCAACUUCAUCUGUUUUCAGAGGCACAUUUUAUUUCAUGGCCCCAGAAGUUUUUGACCAUAAUCAAUACAACCCAAUACGUACAGAUAUUUGGUCACUUGGUGUUACUCUUUACUACAUCGCUACUGGAGUUUUGCCAUUCAAUGGUCUGAACAAAUUAGCAUUAAAGGAUAGCGUAACCAAAGGAAUUUAUAACGAGGAUCUUGUUCGAGAUUCACUUCUUAAAGAUUUGAUCGCUAGGUGCUUGGAAGGUGAUCUUAAUUUCAGAUGCACAAUUGACGAUUUAGUUGAACACCCAUACUUCUCAAAGACAUUCUCCGAUCGUGGUGACAGAUUAUUACUUAAGAAAGGCGAUGUAAUAGUCAAACCAAAGGCCGUAGCUUCUCUCAAGAUCAGUAAGCAUAGAUCUUCGCCAUUAUUUUCAGGAUUCAAUGUUUCUAGAGUUCAUCUUCUUCAGGUUGACUCUCCUUAA